CAAUUUUCCUGUCGCGACUGAAUAAAACCUGCAAUUACUGCAUGGAAACACCAAAAGCCCAUUGUUACACAUUCCUCUUGUCUGUCGAGGAAUGCAGCACAUUUAGACUCCGGAAAUCCAAAGAAAAUGACAAAUAAACAAUAAUGAUAGCUGCUGGAGAAAAUACUCUUAUUUUUAAGUAUCGCUUGCAAGCAAGCUGAAGGGACCCAUUUCCCUCUCCGGGCUCCGGACAUCGGCGAUAGUGGAGCGGGACGUCGGUGUGAGAGGCACCGGGAGCGCGGCGGUGUCGGUUUCCAUACCUGAACUGGUGGCAGACAGCAUGGCUGCGGGCAAAGGAGCUCCCAAAGGCGCGUCGCUGUGGGACAACAUGCGGCUGCGAUUCAUCGUGUGUUUCCUGGGCGUCUUUGUGUGUUAUUUUUAUUACGGGAUUCUACAAGAAACCAUCACUCGAGGGGAGUACGGCCAGGGAGACCAGAAGGAGAAGUUUAGAUUCGCCUGGACGUUGGUGUUCAUCCAGUGCAUCAUCAACGCUGUCUUUGCCAGGAUCUUGAUUCAGUUUUUCGAGGGGUCCAAGCCGGAUGCCACCAGGAGUUGGCUGUACGGCCUGUGCUCGCUCUCCUACCUGGGAGCCAUGGUGUCCAGUAACUCCGCCCUCCAGUAUGUCAACUACCCCACACAGGUGCUGGGGAAAUCCUGCAAGCCCAUUCCAGUUAUGAUCCUGGGCGUGACCAUCCUGAGGAAGCGGUACCCGAUGGCCAAGUACUUGUGUGUGCUCCUGAUCGUGAGCGGCGUGGCGCUCUUCCUCUACAAGCCCAACAAGAGCUCCGGCCUGGCAGACGACCACUUUUUUGGAUUCGGGGAAAUGCUUUUGCUGGCUUCGUUGACGCUGGACGGCUUGACGGGCGUGGCCCAGGACCACAUGAGGUCUCGCUUUCAAACGAGCGCCAACCAUAUGAUGCUCAACAUCAACCUGUGGUCCACUUUGGUGCUGGGACUAGUCGUGCUGUGGACAGGCGAAGUGUGGGAGUUCCUGAGCUUCACUGAACGCUACCCAGGCAUCUUGUACAACAUUCUUCUCUUCGGGUUGACCAGCGCUUUGGGCCAGACGUUCAUCUUCAUGACGGUGGUGUACUUCGGACCGCUGACCUGCUCCAUCGUCACGACCACGCGCAAGUUCUUCACCAUCCUGGGCUCCGUCAUUCUUUUUGGGAACGUCAUGAGCAGCAUGCAGUGGUUCGGGACCAUUCUGGUGUUCCUUGGUCUCGGAUUGGAUGCUAAAUUUGGCAAAGGCCCCAAGAAGACUGCACGUUAAAACAUCUGCAGCACAGGAGAGACAAACAGUUCCAGCCGUGCGCAGGGAAACGGUCUAAAGCCAGUACCUUAUUUACCAUUGCAGCCCUUUUAGGACUGUCGGCUGCGGCUCCAAUUACCUCAUUUUUAAUAAAAAAACAAAGAAAGUCCUUGCCAGUCAUGUUCGGCGUCAACCUGCUUUGGGAUCAUAUCUUCAGUGAAUGGCAUCAUAUUCGACAGACGUCCAUAUGUUUUCCACAAGCUGGCCGUGAAGGACAAAAUCCCGGCAUUUAACUUGUAUACUCCCCACAAUGUAAACCACGUUGCUUGCAAAUGUCUCAUCACAUGUAGUGCAAAUGAUUGUCAUUUAUAAAAUACAGUACAACGGCUUUACAUUUUUUUGUUUGUUUUAAUGUUUUUUUAAUUUAAUUUCUACACAUUGUAUUAAAGGGAAAUUAUCAUGCUUCCUUCUUUCUCAUUGGGCUGGGGAACUGAACAUUUAAACGUAUGAAACAUAAGAACCAAUGAAAA
Molecule: messenger RNA, 1821 nt
Organism: Doryrhamphus excisus (bluestripe pipefish)
Lineage: Eukaryota; Metazoa; Chordata; Actinopteri; Syngnathiformes; Syngnathidae
Gene: slc35b1
Product: solute carrier family 35 member B1
Biological process (GO): UDP-galactose transmembrane transport
Cellular component (GO): Golgi membrane; endoplasmic reticulum membrane
Molecular function (GO): UDP-galactose transmembrane transporter activity; UDP-glucose transmembrane transporter activity
Source: RefSeq, a predicted model, not a curated record